AAAGGACUUGUAAACUAAGAACAGAGAAUUCCUUAGCAGUUUACAUAUGAAGAACUGAAUUUCCUAUCUUAUUGGGUCAUAUUUCAAUACCAGUGUAUCGUCUUUCUCUUUUCUUCAGUUAGGACUUGUAAACUAAGAACAGAGAAAUCCUUAGCAGUUUACAUGUGAAGAACUGAAUUUCCUAUCUUAUUAGGUCAUAUUUCAAUACCAGUGUAUUGUCUUUCUCUUUUCUUCAGUUAGUUGCCAGUGGAGAAUUAAACUUCAGGGUGCAUUAUAGUGGAGUUUUGUUCUCCUAAAAGUUUUCUAGACAUCCUAUAGUAACUUUCCCUUUAAUGAUCAUAGGAGUGAAAAAAUAAACCUCAAGAAGCCGUUUCCCUUAGGGUCAAGCUGUCAAUAUUUUGAUGUUGUUAAGGGAGUAUUUUUCUCAUAUUUACUUCGGCUAUGUCAUUACUGUUGGAUUGCCUGAGUUUGCUUUGUUGUUUGUCUUUGUCUCUUGUGGCUAUACCCCUUUGUUUGGUUAAAGUUUGCACUGCUUGACAGCUUCUCGCCUUCAAAUAUUUUCAGGUUCCAUGAUUUUCCAUGUCCUUAAUCUUUUAUGGAUUUCAAAUAGUUACUUUUAAUAUCUUUUUUUCAUUUUUUAGCAAUCGACUAGGGUUCCUUUAUUCACAGAAGUGGCUUAAAUUCUGUUGCUACAAUUAUUUGCGAGUUCAGGUGCCCUUCACAAUUUAUGCUACAAUUGUUUACAGCAUGUUGCCGACUUUCUUCACCACUUAAAUUGGAUGUCUUCCCAUCAUGUGAUUAAUAAAUAUAGUAGGAAGAGUUAUAGUAUAUGUAAGUAUAUCAUUUCUGUGUAAUUAUUUAUACAUCCUCUUAUUUGUAUGUCCUUUUUGUCACUUUAUAUAUACAUAUUUACUUUGGUGCAGGAGUCAAAUUUAACAACAAAAAACAGGGGUUAAUCUGGCUUACUGUAUUUUGUCUCUCCUAAUUAUGUCCUAAAUGUUCUUUCCUUUCUUUUUCACUUACAAUGGAGUAGUGUUACUUGAUCUUACAUAAUGCUGAAAAUAAGUUUGUGUUGACUAAUUUCUGGUGUUAAUUUUAUUCAGAUGAUUGUUGAAAUGCCUGCAGAAAUUGACCGUCCUUAUAUGCUAUAGAACCAUAAUUUAUGAUGCAGUGCAGUUUACUCACCAGUUCCUGUAAGGUUAAUGUUUUUCAGGUCCAUUUGUGGCACUGUUGGGGUGAAUUGGCUGGAGUUCUUCGGUUUUGUUCAAUUCUUUACGCUUCAGAUAUGUGUCAUGUGUAUGAGAUGGAAUGGGUUGUUUGAAAGAGGCGGCGCACGCCGCACAGAAUGCGGUGAUGCAGUGGGUGCAGGCAAUAAUUUCUUCUAUGUUGGUGCCGCGAGAAGAAAGCAUUCAGUACUCGACAGGUUUGGUUUGGUCUACGAAAGUGAAAAAUCGCUCGUUGUCUUUGAUAUUAAAUUUGCAGGUUUUGGUAUUGACUGGGUUUUUGUAGUCUAUUUGCGCCCUAAGAAUAUUGAAAGCUGCUUCGGACACAUCACUGAAUCCAAGGAAGUGGAGGCCAAACUUUAUCCAGGAUGGUUGGUGCUUGCCAAAUUCUUGUUUGCUACUUUUGAAUUAGAGAAGUUGGCUGAGAGUCAAAAAAAUGCUCUGAACUAACUGCUUAAAUUGGAGCUGUUGAGCUGUAAACUCCAUCUGCAGAUUACCAAGAAUUCCUGCACUUGCUUUCAUGUUGAACAGAUUCAAGUAAGGCUUUCAGAGCUGCUUAAAAGGUGAGUAAAUUGCAUCAUUAGUCUCCAAAUUUUUGGCCAAAGUUUUAUCUUGGUUCUGGAAUUUUUUAGUUUGAUGUUGGUACUCACUAUUGCCUACAGGUAGUGCAUCUAUGCAUCUUUGUGUCACACCUUACAAAAUCCUUUUUUUUCAAUCUCAUAUUUCAUUCAUACUAUUUAAUGGAUCACAAUUUUGAAUAGAAAAAUGAGAUGGAUAGAGAACCUAUGUAUAUUCAUGGUGCAUAGACAUAUGCAAAUAAAUUAGAUGUAAGCAACGAUUAAA
Messenger RNA from Ananas comosus (pineapple), 2066 nucleotides. RefSeq lists its product as uncharacterized. The coding region runs from base 1203 to 1673 and encodes 156 amino acids. The record is from RefSeq and is a predicted model, not a curated record. The transcript has 5 exons. NCBI's taxonomy places the organism in Eukaryota, Viridiplantae, Streptophyta, Magnoliopsida, Poales, Bromeliaceae.